Molecule: messenger RNA, 1911 nt
Organism: Quercus lobata
Lineage: Eukaryota; Viridiplantae; Streptophyta; Magnoliopsida; Fagales; Fagaceae
Product: malonyl-CoA decarboxylase family protein
Exons: 16
Coding region: 172-1815 (547 amino acids)
Biological process (GO): fatty acid biosynthetic process; acetyl-CoA biosynthetic process; malonyl-CoA catabolic process
Cellular component (GO): peroxisomal matrix; mitochondrial matrix
Molecular function (GO): malonyl-CoA decarboxylase activity
Source: RefSeq, a predicted model, not a curated record
GCGCCUGUUCGAACUUCAGAACGGCCCCCAAAAAAACAAGACGUUUCGAAACGGAACCGAAAUUAUGUGGGCGGCUUUGGAAAUCGAUUUAUCAACGGUCAAUGAGAGAGAGAGAGAGAGAGAGAGCUGUUGUUAGAGAAAUUGCACUUUACGUUGUUUUUUUAACAAAGCAUGAACAAGAAAGGCUUAGCCAUUUUGAUGCGAACCAGAAUGAGACCCAGCGAUUCUACAAAGCUCACUCUCUCUCCUCUCACUAACCAAGUCGAUCAAAUGGCACAGAAUUCUCAACCAAACCGAUCGAGUCCACGCGUUUCGCAAUUUCAAGGAAACAACAAUCUCAAUGCCUCGAGUAACACUGAAAGAGAAUUUGAGCUUGUGAGAGAGUCGAUGCACUCGGCUAUAUCGAUGAACAAAACUGAGGUUUUAGAUUCUGUGCUUAAUGAAUUUUCUGAGGGUUAUUCUAGCCUUGAUCAUGAAAACCGCCGGAGAUUACUUCUAUUGCUUGCGAAAGAGUAUGAUCUUAAUAGGGCGCAAGUUCGCCAAUUGAUUAAGCAAUAUCUUGGACUUGAAGUACCUAGUGGUUUAGGUGAGAAUGCUGAAUCGCCAACUGGAGUAGAAGAUGAAGCCUUGCUUUCUGCUUUCUAUCGUAUUGAGCGUAAUUUGAGGCAUGCGCUGAAGCCGGUGUAUGAAGUUCUGUUUGAGCGGCUCAACACUCAUCCCGGAGGGUUGAAGGUCUUGACUGUUCUUCGAGCUGAUAUUCUAUCCAUUCUCGCAGAGGAAAAUAUUAUAUCUUUGCGAGCAUUGGACUCCUAUUUAAAGGAGAAACUUAGUACGUGGCUUAGUCCUGCUGCCUUAGAGCUUCACCAAAUAACAUGGGAUGAUCCUGCUUCUUUGCUGGAGAAAAUUGUGGCUUAUGAGGCUGUGCAUCCAAUCAGCAAUCUUAUAGAUCUUAAGAGAAGGCUGGGUGUUGGCCGUCGUUGUUUUGGAUAUCUACAUCCGGCAAUACCUGGUGAACCCCUUAUUUUUAUUGAAGUUGCACUCCUGAAAGAUGUGGCUCAGUCGAUACAGGAAGUUUUGUGGGAUGAUCCUCCUAUAUCUGAAUGUGAGGCAACAUGUGCAUUAUUUUACUCUAUAUCAUCAACUCAGCCUGGUUUAUCAGGGAUCAACCUAGGAAAGUUUCUUAUUAAACGUGUGAUAACACUGGUGAAAAGAGAAAUGCCACGUAUAUCUACAUUUGCAACUCUCAGCCCCAUCCCUGGGUUCAUGCAGUGGCUCCUAUCUAAGUUGGUAUCUCAGUCAAAGCUAGCUGAAGCAGAAGACGUGUCACUGUCGUCAGUUGAUAGUUCUGGUUCUGCUUUCUGGGAGAACAUACUUGAACCAGAGGAGGAAAAAGCACUUAUGGAUUUAUCUGAGGGUGUUGCUACUGGGAAAAAUGGUAUGGAAGUGAUGCUGAAUUUGCUGAAUUCAGCAAAUUAUGAGUGGACCAAUUCAUCUGAAUUGCUUUCAGCAUUAAGAUCCCCUCUAAUUCGACUUUGUGCCAGGUACCUUCUGCAAGAGAAAAAAAGAGGAAAAGCUUUGGAUUCUGUAGCAAAUUUUCACUUGCAAAAUGGAGCGAUGGUUGAAAGAAUAAAUUGGAUGGCAGACCGAUCAGAAAAAGGUCUUCGUCAAAGUGGAGGUCUCAUGGUGAAUUAUGUAUACAGGCUGGAGAAUAUAGAAGAAUAUGCUCAGUCAUAUUUCAGCAAAGGGCAUAUCAAUGCUUCAGCUGAUCUACAUCGGUUGGUUAAGUUGAAGGAACACGGAGAAAGAACAGAUUAGGAGGUUUGUCUGAAGAGAUUCUUAGUGUGCGUUUGGGAACAAAUUAAAAAGCCAACUUAUUUUAUUAUUCAGUUCAUUUUUACUAUUAUUCAUAGG